CAGACACUACGUCGAGUAUGAGUCUGCAGAAUCAUGUUGGCACAUUUAAUUUAAAGCCUUGUAUUAUGGAGGAGAUUUCAGUUAAAAAGGGAUUUCAUGUCCCACCUUUGACUGGUGCCACAGCGAAAGAGAGCAAAAAGAAGAGGAAGGAGAAAAGGAAAUCAAGUAAUGGGAUCAACCAAUCAAAGGAUCGAGAGAAACUCCAGAUUAAACAGUUGACCAGUGGAGAGGUGAGUGAUGUUCUGACCAAAGGUUGUGCCAAAGCCAAAGAUCGAAAAGACGGCAAAUCCAAAAAUCCCAAGGUCGUAUCUGAAGAAGCCCCAGCUCCAACAGAGGAUGACAAAUCAGACGAAACCAACCAAGGACAGGAUAGCUUGAGGUGGGAAGGAGUUCUUGAGGAUCCUGUUGCAGAGGCACAACGGUUGGAGGUCUAUAGAGCCAACCGCCGUAAACGUUAUAUGGCAUCAAAACAGAUUUUUCUACAAAACGUUAGUUCUUCUAAAUUAAAUGCACGAAAUUAGCCUAAAGAAUGUUUUCACACUGCAUAAUGAAUCUAUUAUCAAGUGCAGAACCUACAUUUUAACAGCUUUUUUUCUAGUGUUAGUAGUUAUAUUUGUGCAGUGAUUGGUAUGUAUAUCAGGAUGACUUUCAUCACUUAGUGAUAAUCGAAUGCAUUUUUAUUAAGUCAGUUCUCCAUGCCAAUGUACCUACUGUAUAUAUGUCAAUCCAUUGGUUGAUCCAUUGUUGCCAUUUCAGUUCUGUAUUCUCUUCUGUAUUUGCAAUAAGCUAGUCAACCAUAUCGAAUGUUUCUACUGAUGCAGUCUGCACUCCAUUUAAUCAAUGCACUGAGCAUUCCUGUCAUCUCUUAGUACAAGAAGCAUGUUCAGUAUCUCAAUAGGAGCAUUACCUUUUUUCAGAUGUAAUUAUUUUUGAUCAUUAUCGUUUUUUUACGUUCAAUCAAGAUUAUGAGAUCUCAAUGUCUAAUUUUAAUUUAGGCAAUAUAGAGGUUAUAAUGUAUCUUAAUAAAGG
Molecule: messenger RNA, 1029 nt
Organism: Xyrauchen texanus (razorback sucker)
Lineage: Eukaryota; Metazoa; Chordata; Actinopteri; Cypriniformes; Catostomidae
Gene: c34h17orf97
Product: chromosome 34 C17orf97 homolog
Exons: 3
Coding region: 18-521 (167 amino acids)
Biological process (GO): protein arginylation
Source: RefSeq, a predicted model, not a curated record